AGUCUCAUAUCACUUUUCUUCUAAUUUCAUUCACUCUGCCAAUUGUAUAUAAAAUAAAAUAAUAAUAAUAAAACAUUCCAUAUGAAAAACAGUUCAGAAUUGUUUUAAAAGAAUAAUUGGUAGUGCCAGAACAGUUAAGCAACUCCAUAUAAACACUUUCUAACAUGUCUGAAAUUCACGCAAACGAUGAGGAAAUUGAAGUUGAAGAAAUAACGAAAAAAGAGCCCUCAUUUGGCGAGGAUAUCUUAAAUUUGCGUCAUUCCUUCGGCUACGACUGCAAACGUUUUUUCAAUCUGGUGCUGAUUGACGACAAUACAUUAAUUUUUGCUUCCGGUGAUUAUUUGCAUUACUUUGACAUACCCACGCGAACGGUGACUUUUCGUAAAACGGUUUUUGGUUGCGGAGUUGGAUUUAUAGCGCGCAAUGAACAUCCCAACUUCAUUGAACUACUUACGAUUGCGGAAAAUGGUCCCACACCGACUAUCUUCAUUUACGAAUAUCCCUCACACAAAGUGCGCAUCCAGCUGGAGAACGCAGCUAAAUCAUGCUUUACAUGCGGCUCCUACAAUUCUACUGGCGAGCUUUUGGCCUCACAAGCCGGCUAUCCAGAUUUCAUGCUUACGAUUUGGCGUUGGGAAACGGGCCAUGUGGUGCUACGCUCCAAAUCAUUCCAGAACAAUGUACUGCACGUACACUUUUCUUACUUCAAUCCAAUCCUCUUGGCCUCUUGUGGUAUGAGUCACAUAAAAUUUUGGAAAAUGGCUAACACUUUUACCGGUUUGAAGUUAAAAGGCGAAUUGGGUCGUUUUGGAAAAACGGAUUUUAGUGACAUUUAUGCGAUUUAUAUGUUGCCCGAUGAGAAUGUCAUAUCGGGAUGUGAGUGGGGUAAUAUGCUGUUGUGGGAGGCCGGUUUGAUCAAGUUCGAGAUUACACGCAAGGGACGCAAACCCUGUCAUACCAAACCGAUCACGCGCAUUACCAUGGAGGAAGGUGAAGUCAUGACAGUUGGUAUGGAUGGGUAUGUGCGUAUUUGGUAUUGGGAAACUGUCGAUUUGGCUGAUCCGCCAGAUGAUGAUCGCUUUGUCGAGAUCGAGCCGAUUUAUGAGUUUAAAGUCGGUGAUUGCGAGAUACGGGGUUUGCAGAAGAUUAAACCGUUCGACAGUAGCGAUUUCGGUUACUAUGCACAGGAUGGCAACGGUGGUAUUUGGUAUUGUGAUCUCAACACCCACGACGUGCCCAAUAAACCGGAAAAGCUCUAUAGUUGUCAUGGAGGCAAAGUAAUCGCUGCACAAGCGAGUCCCGUGUCGACACUUCUAAUGACGCUCGGCGAAGAUGGCAAAAUAUUUAUUUUCGAUUAUAUCAGAAACAUUUUAUUAAUGGAGAAACAAUUUAUUUCCCCUGGCAGUGAUUUACAUUGGUUCUCGACGAAAAUUUCUAGCACGGGUAUGGAUUUGGUGGCCGGCUUCGAGGAUGGCAUACUUCGUCAAAUGGUGUUGGAUGUACGCGAUGAGAAAAAAGUGGAAUUACAUUUGGUGCGCGCCAUAAAGGCGCACAUAGGGGCGAUCACAAAGCUCACUGUUAAUCCAAAACAAACAUGCCUGGUGGUAUCCUCUGUGGACAAAUCUAUAUUCGUGUAUAACAUUAAGGAUAAAGAGAACAAUAUGAUAUACUUAAAACCGAUGGGCUUUGUGGUGCUGGAAGCUGUGGUGAAUUGCUUCAAUUGGAAAAAUGAAGAGUUUUCAACAAUUUUGAUGGGUUGCAAAACUGGAGAAGUAUAUGAAUACCAAAUACCAAGCCGCAUCACUGACGAUCAAACUUUUCUCACUUACAAUAUCACCGAUGCAAAUAAAAUGAAGGCUACCCGCUUUGUAUCUGUUAAGAGUCGUAUAAGGCGAGAUGAAAAGCGCGAAAAGAUAAAGAAGCGCAAAGAAAAGAAACGUCAACGCAAAUUGUUGGAAGUGGAGAAGUUGAAAGCCGCCAAUCCGGGAUUGCAAAUUGAUCUUGAAACGGCGUUGGCUGAUUCUGAACCCGAUGAAGAGGAGGAACCUUUACAUAUACCAGCUAUUCCAAACCCGGUGCUUUGGCUUCGCUAUACGCGCGAUGGAACUGUGUGGACGUCGAUGGCUGGUUUCGAUGCCGGUUACAUUUACGAGCUAGUCUUCGGCUAUGCGGAGCCUUACAGAUGUACAAUAAUUGCAGAUGGGGAUGAAUGUGAGAUACACUCUUAUUUGACAAUUGAGGAUUAUCUGAUUUUCGGUUUGGUAGAUGGAAAAUUGCGUAUAAAUCGUACCACUCCUAACGAUUUCACAGAUUUAACAGAUUAUCGUCUAUUCGCCAUGCACGAUUCGUUCAAUGGCUUUAUUCCGUGCAUUUUGUCCAGCUUUGAUGGCAAUUACAUAUUUAGUGUUGGAUAUGAUGGUAAUAUCUUCAGCUAUAACUGGAAUGGGCCUAAAGUGAUGAAGGGUGGUUCAUUGGAUGCAGUGGUAUAUGCGAAUUUAAAAGAUGUCUAUGCUGAGGAUAUAGACGAUCCCGAGUAUCCCUCAUUAGAACAGGAGAAAAUCUUUGCCGAAAUUAAACGCAAAGAGGAAGCAGCUGCCGCACACGAUCGCAAAGUUUUGGCACAAAUCGGCGAGUUGCAGGUGAAGUUCAACGAUAUUAAAACCGAUAUGUUAGACUUGGACGAAGAGGUGAUGCUACCGGACCGUAACCUUUUGCUUGAUGAACGCAUAACUAAGCAAAUCAAAGAUGAGCUGCAAGCCGAAUUGGAUGAUGUGCGCGACGACUUGGCCUACGACUUGGAAGUGGCCGAAGUGGGUAAAAAUAAAUUGUACAACUAUUUUCUAGAAAAAUUACAUCAUGUCCCGAUAACUGUGAGUGGCAUUAGUAAAAAUAUAAAGGUCAGCUCAUUUCGCGUGGAAAAACUUGGCGAGGAAUUUGAAAAAAUCAAGGAGGAAAUCGAAGAACGUUUGAGGCUAGAAGCAGCUAAGCGUAGAUACAUUGAACCUAUCGUUGCUGAGGAGAAACAGCCCAGCAUGCCGGGGCCGGGGGAAGAGAAAUUCUUCUUCGGCCGCGAUCCGAACACUAUUAUACCACGCUUCAGCAAGAAAAUGUUACGUUUAUUGCGACGUUAUCGCUCGAGACAACUGUACGAAAUUGAACGCAUGUACAAUUGGGAGAGAAUGGAGCUACGCAAACCCGAUUCAAAUAAGAAUCAUCCCGAUGAUGAGCGAAAAAUUGCCGAUGCAGAAAGAAAUCUUGGUGAUUAUAAACUGAAAGUUGGUUAUGACUAUGAACCGCGCGUCAACGAGAAUCUUACCUAUAAAUACAUUGAAGUCGUGAAUACAAGACAGGCAAAUUUUCUUAUCUUGGAUCGAUUCAAUAAAGAACUUUUUCAAUUACGCAAACGCAAAUGGGAGUUAUACGAGUAUAUAAAGGAGUCGCGCAACCGUUUGAAACAGUUGCAUGAAUUUUUACCACUCCCCAAUCGUGAAUAUUUGAUAAACAUACGAGAUAUUGAUAUGAAUGAGGAAUAUCCUGAACGUAAUCUUAACGAGAACUGCAAACCGGGCUGUGGCAUAGAAAUUGCCGAUAUACUGUAUUUGGAGAAAAGAGUUGAUGAUCUGCUGCCACAACCACCACCACCACCUUCGCCCGGUGAGAAUGUGUCCGCGCGUGAUAGGAACGAAGAAUCCUUGUAUCGAUCUUUGCAUGCAUUUGAAAUCAACGAGUUGCCUGAUAUUAGCGAGAUUCUGCAGGAACUGGACGAUUAUCCCAGUUUUAGCGAUCCAGAAUUUUUCGAGCGAAGUGACGAAGUCCUUGCGCCAUGGCAAUCUGUGGCGCGCUAUCAAUGGCUAAUCGAUUUAAGAGAUGAACAGAAUGGCAUAGUGCUGAAGGUGAAAAAUCGUGUUAAUGAUUUUGACAAGGAUCUGGAAGAAAUGAUCUCAAUACGUUGUAAGGCCUUAUACGAAGCUGAGUUUAUGCGCUGCUAUAGUAUCACUUUGAAUCAAGAAUUGAAUAUUUUACGUGACAGUGAAGAGAUCGAAAAUCAAUUGCUGUACAAUGCCGAUGAAGCAAUGAAGAAACGCAACGAAAUGCAAGCGGUAAUUAAUUCGAAAAAUCGACAAAUUGAGGAUAGCAAAAAGAGUGUCGAUAGAUGUAAUGAACAAAUAAUGUCGGUGCAGCAUAAAUUUAUGAUCACCUGCAAGGGGCAUAAAUUCUUUGAUUUCUUGAGGCGAAUAUUCAAGAAGAAGUUCCGACUACCAAAGCCCAUAAAGGCUGACGAUGAAUCUUCCGAGUCUUCAUCAAGCGAUGCGUCAUCCAGCGAGGAUGAGGAUGCCGAUGCAAAGAGUAUCGAUUCAACUGAUAUGACGACUAUACGUUUGGACGAAAGCCAUUGUCCCACUGGACUGGAACGUAGUACGUACGAUCUGGCUUUUCAGCUACGCUCUGAGCGCCAUGCCCUAGAAAAGAUUUUGUUAGAGACACAAAAGAGUAUUGAGCAAAAACGCACGGAUGUGGCUGAGUUGCAGAAGAAAAUGAAAUAUCAUGAAGAGAUCUAUGCACAGGAGAAAGAAACAUUGAUGGUGUUUCGACGUAAGCGUCAGCAAGAGUUGAAUAAGAUAAACAUUUCUGUAGUGCUGUCGAUGGAUCAGUUUCAGCACUUCAGGCUUGGUGAAGACUAUCAGGACUUAAGUCGGGCCAUCCUCUUCGAUGCGAAUCGCUUGAACGCUCUCAAAGAACGCGUCUCACAACUAAAUAACGAAACGCUGGAGACUCGACGUCUGCAUCGUAUCAAUGUAGUGCAUUUGCGUCGCAUGAACACCGACAUAAUAUUCAUGCGCAGCGAAAUCACACGACUGGAGAGCGCCAGCAAGCAGGAGAUGAUUAAGAAAUUUGGUAUGAUCGUCAAUUUGGAUGAGUUGGAGGAAGAGGUUUUGCGUAGAUAUGUAUUUGAUUUGGAAACGUCAGCGGAAGAAGAAUUUAGGCAAAUCGAGAAGGAAAUAGCAAGAAGAAAGAUGGAAUUGGCGAAUUUGGAAGAGGAAUUGAUACGCGAAACAAAAGUCUAUUCGGAAAAACUGAAUAUCCUAACAGUGUUGCAUGAGGAGAAGAACUUUUUGCACAAGAUUUUAAAAGCGCAGGAGAAUAACUUUGAGAAGUGGAUGCAGCCACAUAAAGUAAAUCUUGAUCGUGAUGUAGAGAAGCUCACACAAAUACAUAAAGAGCAAAAGGAAACAAUUGAGUGCUUAGAACGCGAAAUUUGCACGCUACGUUUGAAAUCCAAACCAUUACAACUCUUCCACGACGUUGUCAAGGGUGAUAAAAUUGAAAAGAUUGUCGAAGAAGAUGAUGGAGUAAAUUGCCCUAAAGUACUGACACCUGAAGCCUUUAUGCAACGCCUCGAACCAGAUGAAUUCACUAUAGAUCGCAUCAAGAAAGUUGUACAAAAGUAUUUCGCUCAGUGGUUCAACCGCUACGCCUCGGCCGAUAACAUACGUAAAAAUGCGAAGAAAGCCACACGCUACUUAGCACAAGCAGCCUAUACCUUCGAAGGUAAAAUAACUGAUCGUAUAUUAGAUUGCAUUACGCAAGCGCUGGAAUCGAUGAUGCCGAAAAAAUACUUGAUGCAUAUGUCCAAGGGUGAUUUGGCUAAAAUGUUUGCAGAUGUUCUUAGCGCAUACGAUUAUCAAUCGUCUGACGUGAACACAGAGGAAUUGAUCGGUGGCAUUUAUCAGAACGUUCUGACGACACUUGAGAACACGAAAGCAGUGCUGAACAAAACCCAAUUUAUUUUAUUGAAUUUAUUCCAGCAGUUGAUUGAACUCUUGCCGCUGAAUGAAUUUAAAUGUGAGAAAACUACACGUUUACUGAUGCAUCUACUGGGGGAUGAUUCGCAUAUUGAUCCGAGGUGUAUAAAUGUCGACGACAUCGUGGACAAGACGGUUAAGUAUGCGCGUGAGAAUCUGCUCGAUGGCAUAACAGCAAUGCCCAUUAGACGUCUAGCGGAGAAUCUAUACAAGGAACUGAAAGCACUCAAGGCGGGCACAAUAACCAUUAAAUGCACACUGGAUUCUGCGCAAAGAUUUCCGUCUACACAAAAAAGCAAGUUUGCAUCGUUGUUGCAUUGAAUUAAAUUUUAUUUUUCUUUCUAAUUGAAAUAAAUAUCGU
Messenger RNA from Anastrepha obliqua, 6165 nucleotides. RefSeq names its product cilia- and flagella-associated protein 44. Lineage: Eukaryota; Metazoa; Arthropoda; Insecta; Diptera; Tephritidae. The record is from RefSeq and is a predicted model, not a curated record. The coding region runs from base 165 to 6125 and encodes 1986 amino acids. The transcript has 13 exons. Gene Ontology annotation, molecular function: protein binding.